Molecule: messenger RNA, 1443 nt
Organism: Annulohypoxylon maeteangense
Lineage: Eukaryota; Fungi; Ascomycota; Sordariomycetes; Xylariales; Hypoxylaceae
Exons: 1
Coding region: 112-1365 (417 amino acids)
Biological process (GO): positive regulation of mitochondrial translation
Source: RefSeq, a predicted model, not a curated record
CUUCAAUCACCAAUUUCUGAUUUUAUCGCAACUUUCAUCUCUCACACAAGAACAAGCCGAAAUAAGUUUGCGACCAGCAAAUCGCAUUCAAAUGGCUCAACUAAUGUCACCAUGCGACCCUCAAUACAUAAGAUAGCAGCCCCCGCGCUUAGAGGGUUGCAUACCAUAGCAUCCGUCCCUGCUCUAAGACCGCAACGAUGUUUUCACCAGACCACGCUCGUCUCACUACCACGCAAGCGCAGCUUCUUCUCCUCUAACCAAUUGUUAUCAAAUGUUGAUACCAAAGACGAACCAUCCUUUUCAGAACACGAUGUCAAUCAGUCGGAAGCGCAACAGAAAAAUAGGACUUCGGGCUCCUCUAAGCGCAAACCCGCUCGAGCUUCGGCUGCCAAGACUUUGCGGCUAGGGCUCACGACCAAACCAACCAAAGGUAGUAAAGAUGUGAAGAAAGAUCAUAUGAGAGAUCAUACUGGCCCCGAGACGGAUUAUCGUCGAACUAUCAACUCCAUAUGCGUUGCUCAAUCUUUCGAUAUGGACGCCGUACAGGAGAUAUUAAGCUUACAUGCAUUUGAGCUGGAUCCCGAUGGUACCGAAUUUGACCCCUCAGGCGUUGUACACGCAAGGGGCAUCAAUAACGGAGAUAUUUUCGUCUUCCCUUCCGGAACCGUUGUAGCAUGGUCAGUGCCAGCCGACGCUUUUAAGACCCUUACCACUAAGCAGCUGAUCCGAGCGGCCGAGCUUCCUCAUCUUAAUCGUGUCGAGAUGGAAGAACUCGAAUUCAUACCAGAUGAGACACGCGACACCAGUUAUAUGAAGGGCGAGGUCGUCGUCUUAGGCACGCGAGCGCAAGAACUAGAGAAUGACAGGCUAGACACGACCCUCGCCAAGAUUGCCUUCUCCAGCGGCUUGGCCAGAAGUCCAAAGCUAGCAGUGCUGGAAAACCAGGCUAUCGAGCACUUCGAAUAUUCUAAAAACAGCUUGGAUUUUAUCGAGGGUGGUUUGGAGCAUAAACUUAGACGGCGCGCCGUGUUGAAGAUGACAGGUCAGCUACUGAGCUUGAGAUCACAGCUAAAUCAUUAUUCGGAUAUCACAGAUCAACUGCCGGACAUGUUCUGGGACUCGGAGUCGAACCUGGAGAGCUACUACAACCAGAUCAGUACUGUCUUGGAUAUACGGCAGCGCAUUGGGAUUCUGAACAAGAAGAUCGACUACGGGUUUGAGAACGUGAGCGUCUUAAGAGAGAUGGUUAGCGAAAAGGUUGGCCAUCGGUUGGAGUGGAUCAUUAUAUUCCUCAUUACUAUCGAAGUCGGAUUUGAACUAAGAAGGGUCUACCGGGAGGAUAUAGUCGAGCCAGGGUCAGACUAGAUAGUAAAUGUCUUGUGGAAAAGAAGCCAUAAAAGCACCGCUCCAUUACGUACCUUAUAUAUUUGAUACCCUAUUCCA